GGCGCAACAAACCACAACAAAGCCACAAAGCAACAACAGCACCAACAACCACCACCAUCAUGGCGGAUGUGCGGAGGAAGAAGGUGGUGGGCAGCAGCACGACGAGCAGAGGCACCAGUGGCAGUUCAGCCAAAUCAUCGCCGUCGGCGGGCACAACCUCAGCGUCAGCAAGGAGCAGAACCACAAGGCCAACCAGUGCAAUGAAGACACGCACAAGCACAGGCAGCGCCAGCAGUGGCAGCAGCAAUGCCACAACCACCACAAGCAGCAGCUCAGCCACCAUUGCAAAGAAGAAGAAAAAAAAGAAGGAGGAUGCCUUGCCGACCGACCCCGUCGCUCGUGCUCGUGCUUUAAGGGCCGCCCGCCAAGUCCGCCCAGGGAGUGCCACUUCCGCAGCAAAGUCGAAGCGCACGAGCUCCAGCUCAUCCACAGGCUCCUCAAAGUCUCGCCCGUCCACUGCCAAAUCAUCGCUUGGAUCACCAGCCCGCAAGGGCGUGGAUCGCACGCAAGGCGCACGGCCAAGGCGCGACCAUCUCGCCAAGAAGAAAAAGGGGCUUGACAACCGUCUGAAGAGCUUCCAGGACGGGUCACGUACUGUGGCGCGUCGCUCCCCCGCCAAGCGCGUCAUGUCUCAGGACAGCUCGCAGCCGGGGAGCGAGGCUGCCUCUGGUGCAACGUCUCCGCAGGCGGUGGAGGGCAGAGGGCCAACACCGCACACCGCAGACAAGGGCGAACAGAACAACAACGACAACGACGACGACAACAACACAGAGUCGUGGCGGGCGGUUGUGGACGAUGGCGAGGACUGGUUUGACGCAAUCAAGCGACGCGAGCAGGAGAAGAAGGCAGAGGAAGAAAGGAAGCGGCGGGAGGCAGCGGAGGCGGCGCGUAAGGCGGAGGCCGCAAAGGCAAAGGAGGAGCGCGAGCGGAAGAAACGCGAGACAGAAGAGCAGCAGAAGAGAAUUCUCGGCGAAAAGCGACUCGCCGAAGAGAAACGACGCCAAGAAGCAAAACUUCGACGGGAGACGCACGCCGCAGAGCAACAGGCGCGUCUGGACUCCAUCCGCCAGCGCACACUCGACGCACAGCGCGCCAUUGCAGAGGUGGCCGACAAGUCCGGCAUGGAGGACCUCAUGAAGCGACGGCAGGAGCGCCAGUCCGCAAGACAACGGCACGCCCAGCGCAAGGCGAAGCUGGAGGCCAUCAUCAACCGUGUCAAGACGUCGUCGCAUGACCACGCAGAACACGACGAUGCACACGAUGGUGGCGAGGGCGACGAGGUGACAGACACCGUUGACGACACAGCUGUUGUGGACGAUGGUCAUGGUGGCGAGGAUGUGGGUGAUGCUAGUAGAGAGGAGAAUGAUGAUGAUGAUGGUGAUGAUGAUGAUGAUGUGGAUGAUGUGGAUGAUGAUGACGACCACGAUGUCGAUCAGAGUGAUGGUGAUGCGGACGCGGUCACACACGACGAUGAUGAGACAGCCCCACACGAUGACGAUGACGAGACAGCCCCACACAAUGACGAUGAUGAUGAUGAUGAUGAUGAAGCUUGAUUUAAGUCACGCUCAUGUCGGCUUGCGUUUGUCUCUCUUCGCUGUACCCUCUCUACUCUUCUCUGGAUCUUUCUUGCACGUGAUUUGUGACGAAUUUCAUUUCGCAUUACACGCCAACACACGCCAAUGCCACGGCAACUUUUCGCGGCGGCAAUCUAGUCC
Molecule: messenger RNA, 1715 nt
Organism: Salpingoeca rosetta
Lineage: Eukaryota; Choanoflagellata; Craspedida; Salpingoecidae
Exons: 7
Coding region: 60-1553 (497 amino acids)
Source: RefSeq, a predicted model, not a curated record